AGCGCCAAUUAGAUACCUAUGGACAAACAUGCCAACUAUGAAAAGCAUCACAACAAGCAUGGACGAAUCGACGCAUAUAAAGGAAAACAUUGAUUUCCGUCGCAAUCUCGCAUUAAUGCGAAAAACUGGGAUGUUCUGCGAUGCCAAUAUUUGCAUUCCCGGCGAAUCGAAAACAUUGCCUGUUCAUCGGGCAAUCAUGUCAAGUUGCAGCGAAUUCUUCAGAUCUCUUUUCACCAACGGUCUUCAAGAAACCCUUACAAAUGAAGUGACAAUCCAAGGAAUUUCUAUGAAGAUGAUGGAAAUGGUAAUUGAUUACGCUUACACGAAAGAAGUUACAAUUACUACCGACAUUGUUGAAGAGUUAUUCGCAGCCGCCGAUAGAUUCAACGUUUUAGGCCUAUUACAAGAAUGCAUAGAUUUCUUUGCGUCAGAAAUAGCUCCGGAAAAUUGUAUCGGUUUUCUACGAUUUGCCAGAUACUACAACAACAAAGAACUUGGCGAUUUAUGCUGGGUCUUUGUCACGUCACAUUUCAAAGAAAUUACAGAGCGUAGUGAUGAAUUCUCGCAAUUAGAACCAGAAGAGCUGUAUGAGAUUAUAUCUGACGAUAAGCUUAACGCUCAUUUGGAAGACGACGUAUAUGAAGCAGUUAUGAAGUGGACAGACUUUGCUCCAAGGGAACGUAAAGAGCAUGUCACAAUUCUUCUCGAGGCGGUCAGAUUUCCGUUUAUAACAGAAGAAUGCUUCAAAGACAAGAUUUUACAUCGCAGGGACCUCAAACGAGGCCCAUGUAUGGACAGGAUAUUAGAGUCAUAUGAUAUGGUGAAGAAAUACCGAUCAACAAGAGAUCCAUCGGUAAAAUCAAAAACCUUCAUGUUGACCCAAACGACGAUGCCCCGGAUUCCAAAUCAGGUUAUAAUCGUUCUCGGUGGAUGGGCAAAAGAAGGAGUAACGGAUUCAGUUGAGACAUACGACAAGGUCGCUGACCAGUGGUUCGAAAUAAGGGAAUGCGAGUUGCCCCGGCCCCGGGCCUAUCACGGCACUGUAACCAUUCGAGAUAAGAUUUACGUCGCAGGUGGGUUCGACGGGUCGAAUUACUUGAACGGAAUGGUCAUGUUUGACGUCUCGAAGAAGAAGUGGGAAGAAAAGGCGUCCAUGUACAUGUCCAGAUGUUACGUCAGCGUCGUUGAGAUCGACGGCGUUAUAUAUGCCUGCGGCGGAUACGACGGACGUCAGCGUCAUAACUCCAUGGAGCGCUACGACCGGACGCGGAACCAGUGGACGCUCGUCACGCCCAUGUUUAACCGCCGUAGCGACGCUGGGGCGACCACUCUAAGAGGCAAACUCUACAUCGCCGGCGGAUUCGACGGCACGGCGUGUCUGCUAACGGCCGAAAUGUACGACCCCGUUGCCGACCAGUGGACGCUCCUCACCCAGAUGGCAAUGCGGCGCAGCGGCGUCAGUCUUGUGGCCUGCGAGGACCACGUGUACGCCGUUGGCGGAUAUGACGGUCACCGCCGCCUCGAGACGGUGGAGUACUUUGACCACAUCCGGGGCCUAUGGCAUUCUGCCACCAGCAUGCUUCUCGGGCGGAGUAAUUUCUCGUGCGUUGUCAUGGACGGAAAUAUUUAUGCUAUGGGAGGCUACGACGGUGAGAAAACGUCACCGGAAAUGGAGUGCUACCGAUCGGACAAGAAAACCUGGUACGCCAUGAACGACAUGAAGAUCGGAAGAAGUGCAGUUAGCGCAUGCGCCGUUCGCGACAUUUACAACACACGCGACUUCUCGUUUCACGGCAAUGGUGCCAGAGCCACAGACAUUGAUGAGAUCUUCGAGGAAACGGAAACAGCCACGGCGACCAAAAACACGGAGUUCGCACGCAGACUGAACAAAUGGAGAACGUCUCCAAAUGCACGAGGAAAUGUAACGGAGAUCUGAAGCGCAAUAUACUGUGUUAGAGUGAAUGACACAUUUUUUGAAGAAUAUAUAUGUGUGCAAACUCAAAGAUUAAGGUUGUCACAUUCAAGUACUUCAAACGUCACAAAAGAAAUUCAUAUGAUGCAGCCAUUUCAACGCAGUCCCUCUAAUUGUAUUCGACAAUACUUUCCGAUGAGAUAUUUACUUAAACCUUUACAAUUUUUCUGAAAUUUUUGGUAGUGAUUUAUUUUCGUGUAUAAUUUAUAAUACUUUUAACACACACAUUUAACAAAUAAUUGUCAUAUGUGAUAUCAUGAUAUGUGUGUUUCUGGUAAUUAAAACCGUUAAGUACAUGAAGCCACAAUGGAACAAAUAGAACUCUCAGCACUUUGAUUAAAGCGGUAAGCAGUUUCCAUGCUCUGCCAAUGCUUGCUGCAUUGAUCCGAAACCUGGCGCCUAAAUGGCCAAAACGCACUGACCAAUGAAUUGAUUUUGAAAAGGAGUUACUAUUUUGUUCAGUAAAAGAAACAUUUAGAUCAAUUACAUCCGACAGUAACAGUAUUUGUUUAUCAAGUAUCUUAAGUUUUGUUAAUAGAAAACACAUACAGAAGAAGUUGCUUUUUUACUUAUGUGAUAACAUGCUAAUAUUUUAUAAAUAUUUCGCAAUAGGUUCUUCGCAGUACAAUAUUCAAACAUGUAAGUCCGUUAAGCGUUUAAUGUAAGUUAAAGAAGUUGUGUUAUUUUACAAACACAGCACAUGAAUGGACUGUGUAGUUUUAUAAUUAAAUUGUCAGCAACAUUUGAUUGUGUAACUUCCUCUUGCAUAUCACACAUGAUCCCAAUGAUUUAAUAUAAAUUUGCGUUUGCUUGUUUAUGCUUGAAGUCAUAUUGAUAGUUUGCAUAUACAAUCUAUAAUGUGAACUUAAGUGAUAAAAUGGUAAUUAAAGUAACACGUUUCA
This is a messenger RNA of Dreissena polymorpha, 2874 nucleotides long. RefSeq names its product kelch-like protein 10. Bases 29 to 1936 code for a protein of 635 amino acids. The transcript is spliced from 5 exons. Gene Ontology annotation, molecular function: protein binding. Lineage: Eukaryota; Metazoa; Mollusca; Bivalvia; Myida; Dreissenidae. The record is from RefSeq and is a predicted model, not a curated record.